This is a messenger RNA of Asparagus officinalis (garden asparagus), 2323 nucleotides long. Its product is annotated as K(+) efflux antiporter 5-like. Gene Ontology annotation, molecular function: potassium:proton antiporter activity. Bases 198 to 1907 code for a protein of 569 amino acids. Gene Ontology annotation, biological process: proton transmembrane transport; potassium ion transmembrane transport. The record is from RefSeq and is a predicted model, not a curated record. NCBI's taxonomy places the organism in Eukaryota, Viridiplantae, Streptophyta, Magnoliopsida, Asparagales, Asparagaceae. Gene Ontology annotation, cellular component: membrane. The transcript is spliced from 20 exons.
CCCAUUGACCCGCGGGGCACCCGAGCCUGAAGGUUUACCUACCUGUCAAGGCCCCGGAGAAGGCGUAGCCUCUUCAACGACACCCAUUCUCCAUUAACCAAACCCUAGCCUUGCUUCCUUCCCUCCAAAUGACUACUCUAUUCGAAUCUCUUCGUUAAUUGUUGUUCGUCGGUAGCUCUCCUCGCAAUUUCGAUCCAAUGGCAAUUUCGAUGGAUCUGUUCUUGAUCUGCCUCGUUCUGAUCUCGCCGCCUAUUUUGAGGGCAAGGCCGGAUAAAGAGACAAUGGCGAGGUUUUAUGGGAAUCUCGCCAUGGACCCUGCUCGUAACAGUAGUGGAAAUGACGGAAGUAUCGCCGAUAUGUUCGAUCGCGUGCUAGAGAAGGAGUUCUCUGAAAACGACUCGCCUGAAGCUCCUGAUGCAAGUAGCUUCAACAACAGUGUCACAGAUCAUCAAGCUGUUUUGGAAACGGUGGCUGUUAUUUCUCAUGAGAAGUCCAAGAAGAAUGAUACUCCAGUGACAAAUGCAACUAAAUCGUUUCAUAUGAAAGAUGUUUUCUCACUGGAAAACGAGGGUUCUGAUGAUAUGACAACCUUGAUUGAUCGAAAGGACAAUGUAUUUGUGAUGUCCAAUCGUAAAUCGAAGUAUCCAGUUCUUCAAGUAGAUUUGAGGUUAAUUUCUGAUUUGGUGGUUGUAAUUGUUUCUGCUACCAUUGGCGGUAUUUUCUUUUCCUUUUUAGGCCAACCGGUUAUUGUUGGUUACCUGCUUGCGGGAUCUCUUAUUGGACCUGGUGGUCUGAACUUCAUCAGCGAAAUGGUCCAGGUUGAGACUGUUGCUCAGUUUGGUGUGGUAUUUCUUCUUUUUGCUCUGGGACUUGAGUUUUCCUUGACAAAGUUAAGAAUUGUUGGACCUGUUGCCGUGCUUGGAGGACUACUCCAGAUCUUCAUUCUUAUGUUUUUGUGUGGUGUGGCUGCCUUGUUAUGUGGUGCAGAAUUAUCUGAGGGUGUUUUUGUUGGUUGCUUCUUAUCGAUGUCAUCUACCGCUGUGGUUUCAAAAUUUUUGGUGGAAAGAAAUAGCACCAAUCUUUUACAUGGUCAAGUUACAAUUGGGACGCUCAUUCUUCAGGAUUGCGCAGUGGGUUUACUAUUUGCUCUACUUCCAGUUUUGGGUGGCAGCAGUGGUGUUUUACGAGGAAUUAUGUCCAUGGGAAAGUUGUUGUUGGUCUUGUCGACGUUCAUAACUGCUGCAUCUAUAUUAUCUUGGUCCUUUGUUCCUCGCUUCUUGAAGCUUAUGGUCCACUUAUCAACUCAAACGAAUGAACUCUAUCAGUUAGCGGCAGUAGCUUUUUGCUUAAUGUUGGCAUGGAGCAGUGAUAAAUUAGGCCUAAGUCUCGAAUUGGGCUCUUUUGUUGCUGGAGUCAUGAUAUCCACAACUGAUUUUGCGCAACAUACCUUGGACCAGGUGGAGGCAAUCCGGAACUUAUUUGCAGCUCUCUUCCUGGCUAGCAUUGGAAUGCUAAUACAUGUGCACUUUUUGUGGAUCCAUGUUGAUAUAUUGCUUGCAUCAGUUAUCCUUGUAAUAGUAGUUAAGACUAUCGUGAUAACCACCGUGAUCAAAGCCUUCCGGUACAACAUCAGAACAUCAAUUCUUGCUGGUUUGUCAUUAGCGCAAAUAGGAGAAUUUGCUUUUGUGCUCUUGAGCCGUGCCUCGAAUCUGCAUCUCGUUGAGGGCAAAAUGUAUCUUUUACUUUUAGGAACUACUGCUCUUAGCUUGGUGACCACACCUCUAAUGUUCAGGCUUAUACCUGCUAUAAUGCAUCUGGGGAGUCUCAUGCGCUGGUUUCCAGCUGAAAGCAGCACUCCAGUUGAGGAGAAAGGUGCCAUGCUCGAUGUCCACAACAGGGUUCUGUGAUGUUACGCAAGCAAUCUACAUAUGCUGUAUAGUUUAAUGAAGACGUCACAGAAUAUCCUUGGUGCUUCUAAAAUUUUCACCUCGGAUAGGAGUCGUAACAAUGAGGCAGAUUCGAUCUGGCUCAAAGAUACUGUAUACUAGAAGUAGCUAGCAUGGGCUUGAAUUGUAAAUUGGGAAAUAGGGAUUUGCAUAGUAGAAAGAGGAGUUUAUUCUUCCCAUUCAUAUAUGAAUUGUAAGAUUAAGAGACGAGGAUCUACAUAGUCAAUAGAACAUCUACUAUGAACCAAAACUAGAUCAAGGAAGAAACUUUCAUGGGGUUUUCUUCUUCGUGUUAUUUUCUUUUUGAUAGAGGCCUAUAACAGUACUCUCUUGGGAAAUAUUCGGUGGGUCCUUACUAUUUCCAGAACUUUAUUUCC